GCGCCGCCACCAUCGCCGCCAUGGUCCGGGGACCUCAGGCGGCCGGGGCUGCCCUCGGCGCUGCCUGAGCCCUUUGCGCCUCCCGGCCAGACCUGUGCGCCGCCUGGGCGAGGUGUGCUCCAAGAGGCCUGAGGAUAACCCUGGAUCUCUCUUUGCAAGAGAAUGGGCUACCCAUUGAAGCUGAGGAGCGCUGGGCAGGCUUUGGGACAAUGUGAGAGAAAGAGGAAGUCUUCCAGCCUGGGACUUUGGGGUCCUUGUUGGCCCUCCGCACCUUAGGAGUACAGUGGGAGCUGUCACGGAUGCUGUUGGCUGUCCUCUCACUGGGUGUCCUGUUGUUGGCCCUCCUCCUGUUCCUGCGACGCCGGGAAUGGGGUCUGUUAUCCAUCUACUGGUUUGAAUUGGUGCACCAACCAGUCCGCAACCUGCUCAUGGGUGACACAAAGGAACAGCGCAUCCUUCGCAAUGUGCAGCAGCAUGCCAAGCCUGGAGACCCCCAGAGCGUCCUGGACGCCAUUGACACAUACUGCUCAGAGAAGGAGUGGGCCAUGAAUGUGGGUGCCUUGAAAGGCCAAAUAUUGGAUGCAGUGAUUCAGGAGUACAAGCCCUUGCUGGUGCUGGAGCUAGGAGCUUACUGUGGCUACUCAGCCACAAGGAUAGCGCGCCUGCUGCCACCUGGAGGCCGGCUUCUCACCAUGGAGAUGAACCCUGACUAUGCUGCCAUCACCCAGCAAAUGCUGAACCUGGCAGGCCUGCGGGACAAAGUCACCAUCCUCAUUGGGGCAUCCCAGGACCUCAUCCCGCAGCUGAAGACCAAGUAUGAUGUGGACACCUUAGACAUGGUCUUUCUUGACCACUGGAAAGACCGCUACCUGCCAGACACGCGUCUCCUGGAGGAAUAUGGCCUGUUACGCAAGGGGACAGUACUUCUAGCUGACAAUGUCAUCGUCCCGGGAGCCCCUGACUUCCUGGAAUAUGUGCGGGGGAGCAACAAGUUCGAGUGCACACACUACAGCUCAUACCUGGAGUACAUGGAAGUGGUAGACGGCCUGGAGAAGGCCCUCUACAAGGGUCCAAGCAGCCCAUGAAGUCUUGACCACUCAGCCUUCCCUGAGAUCCCCUUCCAGCUUCCUUCUGCAAGAUGACACACACUCAUGCUGACCCCGCUAUGCUUCUGGAGCCUGUCCUCAAGUGCUGUGGCUCCAGAUUGCCAACACUGGCACAGUCUCCAGGUAGUGAGCUCACCAUCCAAAACCACUGCAAUAGACCUGGAAAGCACCUGUGAUAAAAGGCUGAAUUGAGCUGGAGGUGCAUUGGUCACAGUGCCUGCCCCACAUGCAAGAGGCCUUGAGUUUAAUCCUAAACACCAGAAAACAAAAGGGAUUAAAAAAAAAAAGUCAAAGGAGGUGUCAUCCUGCUGGUGUCCGGUGUCACCUAAGAGAUUCUCACAGGGUCAGUGCCAGAGCGCUGGGCACUGCCAUCACCAAUUAGGGCCAGCCAGAAGUCAGGAGACUGGGAAUAUCCAGAUGCUGUCUGGCUGUUACCAGAUGUCCCCGGCCACUCACCCUUCAUCUUGAGAGUGAGUCAUAAGCUCUCCAGGCUGGUGGCACACACCUUUAAUCCCAGCACCCAGGAAGAAAGGCAGCCAGAGCUCUGAGUUCAAGGCCAGCCUGGGCUACACAGUGAGUUCCGGGACAGCCAGGGCUACAGACUCUUGUCUUCCCGAGUUAUAACCCGUUUUCUAGUUAUGCCGUGAUCUUUCAUCAUCAAAGAAAUUCAAGCUCCUAAUAUUUGGAUACCAGAGAUCCACUCAGUUACUGUCUCAGCUACCACACUGCUCUCCUCCCUGCUGUACAACACGACAGUCCACCUCUGCACCAUCUCUGACUGGGUAGUCUGGGGACAGGUAGCGGGGGGCCAUGCUGCCCCCUGCUGCUCUCCACUCCUGUGUGCCACACAGGAGACAAUCUCUCCAGCCCUGCUUCCUGACUUACAGAGGAGGAAGUGGGCUCAGACCACAGGCCAUGUCUGCCCAGGCACCCAGCUGCUGAGGAGGCACCCAUCCACUUCCUCCUCCAAGCCUCAGAAGGGGCCUGUUUCCAGACUAGAAAAGAUGAGCGCCACCUCCGCUGAUCCCGCCUGGACCUACAUCAAUCAGCCAGUGCUCCCUUCCUGGGCUGAGGGUGCCAACAGGAGACAAGGAGGACAGGAGUGGGCAGGGCCUGAGGGCCAGGGGCAGAGCCUCCCACCAUCCCACCACCCCACCCCCCGCCAGGGGACUUGAGGAAAUAUCCACCAGGUGGCAGCAGUGGCUGUUAACCCUCUUCCUCUGUAGCUAGGCGAGCGGGCGCUGCUCUAGUGAGCUGACUCAGAAGACAGGCAAGAAGUUCCUUUGCUGCUCUUUUAAUCUUUAAAUUUUCUUACAAAAAUUUCAAUGUUUGCUGA
Peromyscus californicus insignis is the source of this 2442-nucleotide messenger RNA. RefSeq names its product catechol O-methyltransferase-like. Bases 300 to 1085 code for a protein of 261 amino acids. Gene Ontology annotation, molecular function: magnesium ion binding; catechol O-methyltransferase activity. NCBI's taxonomy places the organism in Eukaryota, Metazoa, Chordata, Mammalia, Rodentia, Cricetidae. The transcript is spliced from 6 exons. The record is from RefSeq and is a predicted model, not a curated record. Gene Ontology annotation, biological process: developmental process; dopamine metabolic process; catecholamine catabolic process. Gene Ontology annotation, cellular component: membrane; axon; dendrite.